UAUAGGGAAUAGGGUGUGCCAUUUUGGGAUAGAGCCCACGUAUGACCAAGGAAGGAACAUCGACCGCUAACUUUACCUACUAAUAUGCAUAAUUCAGACAGACUUACCUACUGUAUCUAUGCAAAAUUCAGACACUCUCCACUGCCAUUACAACCUUGCCAGAUGGAAGACCUCUCCAACUACACAGACCCCAACAACUGUGAAAAGAUGAACAAUUCCGUAGACGGCAAUUCUACUCUCCUCUCCACCAACCCCCUACUUUAUGUCCAGUAUCUACUAUACACUGCUGGCGACUCAAUAAACCUCAUCCUGAGCCUUCCCACCAAUGCCUACGUCCUGUGGCUGAUCGUGAGCGGAGCGGGGGGGAUGAUGGCCUCAGACGUUUUCUCUCUCAACCUGGCCGUGUCUGAUAUACUCACCUGCUUGUCCAGUCUGAUGUUUAUACUCCAUGAUCACAUCCUGAAUUACUUCCAAGAGGAUGGUGUUUUAUGGAGCGUUGCGAUUUUCUUUAAGGGUUUCAUCCUUACUGGUCGUCCUCUGUUCCAGUGUUGUAUCUGUGUGGAGCGCUACCUGGCGGUGGUCUACCCAGUAACCUUCCUGAAGUACAAACCCCUUAGGUACAGGGUGGGGUGUUGUGCUGUCGUCUGGCUGAUGGUGCUUGGGUCCUGCUUUGCUUAUAUGCUUGGUGAAUCAAAAUGUAUAAUGAAUGACUUUACUUUGGGUUUCACCCUGGUUAUGUGUUCUGUGAUGUUGUUCUGCUGCCUGGCUGUUCUCAGGGCCCUGAAAUGUCCUGGGCCGGGGGAAGAGGAAGGGAUGAACAACGUGAAACUGAGGGCCUUCAGAAUCAUUUCAAUGAUCAUGGUGUCUAUGGUUGUCACGUACCUCCCACUGGUUCUUCAGUUGAUCAUUUAUCGUUUUAUAAAACAAGUGGAUUAUACAUUUGGUAUGUCCAUUUGUUUCUCUAUCAUAGUGGUCUUUGGGUUUGUGCAGCCCCUUCUCUACAUCCACAGAGCUGAGAAACUGCCCUGUACYAGGAAUCCCUGAGGAGAUCGUCCUUAGAGAAGCUACAUGUAGCAUUUCAACCUAUUAGCUCCGGAUGGCAAUGAUAUAUCUCUAGCAGUAAUGGAAUGAAAUGAUAUAAUUAUUUAAACAUUGUCCCUGAYACCAGGGUUGCCACAUUUUUUAACUUUUCCAAAAUUCCCAGGUUUUACAGAAAUCAGAAGGAAAUGGGCCAGAAAUCUGGAAUCCUCCAACCAACAUUUCUGGAAAACCUGGUAAUUUUUGGAAAGUAACCAGAAUAUUGCAACCCUACAUGUGAUAGAGACCAACUCAGGGGCCUUGUGGGAGAUUGAUCCCUGGCCGAGUCAUACCAAAGAAUGUAUGGGACCAGAUGUUUCUCUGCUCGCUCCACCAUUUCCUGGCUGCAAAAUAUGUAAUAGUUUGCCUAAUUUGUAUCAUCUAAACCAC
Molecule: messenger RNA, 1467 nt
Organism: Salvelinus sp. IW2-2015
Lineage: Eukaryota; Metazoa; Chordata; Actinopteri; Salmoniformes; Salmonidae
Source: RefSeq, a predicted model, not a curated record